AUGUCCGGCAGGAUCGUCAUCGUUGGCGCCGGGUUCGCAGGUGUCUGGAGCGCCCUUGCUGCCAAACGUCUUAUCAACAUCUACAGCCAGACCGAAGCUUUCAAAGUCACCGUCAUAGCUCCGCAGGCAUGUCUUGUCAUGCGACCACGGCUGUACGAAAAGAACCCAUCGAGCAUGAGCCAAAAUCUCGAACCAAUAUUCAAGGCAUCCGGCAUCGAGUUCAUCCAUGGCAGCGUCGAUGAUAUCGAUGCUCACUCCCACACAGUCUCUUAUAGGUCUAGCGCAGGCACAGAACACUUUGCCACAUAUGAUCGUCUCAUUCUUGCAGCUGGAAGCUCGGUCAUUCGCCCAGAGCAGGUAUCUGGACUUCCGCAGCAUGCGCAUGAUGUAGACUCGCUAGAAGGCGCAAUCAAGCUCGAAACGCACCUCAACAGCCUUGGCGCCUACCCACCGACUACUGCUCGCGAUACUGUCGUUGUAUGCGGUGCUGGUUUCACUGGAAUUGAGGUAGCGACAGAAUUGUUCAAACGCCUCCGUUGUAUCAAGAAUCCGCGAGUAAUCUUGGUGGAGGCGACGGAAGUGCUUGGUCAAGAGCUGGGGCCAGGCCCUCGACCUGUCAUCACCCAAGCACUGGAAGAGCUUGGCAUAGAACUUAGACUCGCCUCGUCUAUUACAACGGUCGACCCAGGGGCUGUUCAGCUCGCUUCGGGAGAGAUAAUCGAGACUAUGACGACCAUUUGGACCGCCGGGGUGCGGGCAACACCCUUGACGCAGAAAAUUCCUGGGCCCAAGGAUAAACUAUCACGCCUUCAUGUCGACCGCUACCUGCGCGCCACAUCAUCAGAGCACGUCUUUGCCACUGGCGAUGCUGCUUAUGCUGCCUCUGACAACGAUGGGCACUACGCAUUGAUGUCCUGCCAGCACGCUCUUCAGCUCGGCCGUGUCUCGGGAUACAAUGCAGCCGCAGACCUCCUGGGAGUUCCCCUCUUCGAGUACAGACAGACAUCCUAUAACUGCUGUCUUGAUCUUGGCGCUUGGGGUGCCGUUGUUACGGGUGGCUGGGAAAGGAAAGUACGGCUUACAGGGGAGCUGGCGAAGCAGGCCAAGAUGUACAUCAAUCAGACGUUGAUAUACACGCCUGAGGACUAUCAUCGGGCGCUGGAAGCGGCCACACCCGUCGGACCUGACUCUGACGAGUUAUUCAAGCAAAUCAUAGAGGCCGUUCAAAAAGGGUUGAUUUUGUGA
Molecule: messenger RNA, 1245 nt
Organism: Colletotrichum acutatum
Lineage: Eukaryota; Fungi; Ascomycota; Sordariomycetes; Glomerellales; Glomerellaceae
Exons: 1
Coding region: 1-1245 (414 amino acids)
Molecular function (GO): NADH dehydrogenase activity
Source: RefSeq, a predicted model, not a curated record